Molecule: messenger RNA, 4639 nt
Organism: Oncorhynchus tshawytscha (Chinook salmon)
Lineage: Eukaryota; Metazoa; Chordata; Actinopteri; Salmoniformes; Salmonidae
Product: E3 ubiquitin-protein ligase NEURL1
Exons: 6
Coding region: 319-2118 (599 amino acids)
Biological process (GO): negative regulation of Notch signaling pathway; nervous system development
Cellular component (GO): postsynaptic density; plasma membrane
Molecular function (GO): ubiquitin protein ligase activity
Source: RefSeq, a predicted model, not a curated record
UGGUUUCCUCUCAGUGCAUACUGGUUUUGGGCGCGCUAGGCUUGUUUACCGAAAAAUGCGGUCACGUAGGCUAUUGUCGACUUCAAAAGGAGAAAAGUUGGAAGGCACCUUCCUCGGUAGUAUCGACAGUGUUAAUUGUUAUUCUUGAAGCUCCACCUCCACAUUUUAUGUUAAUUUCAACGUUAUUCUGCGCUGCGUGUGGGACUGCUUUGUAGCCUAUCUGCGGCGGUCCAAUGUAAAUAGCCUUGGACAGCCACUAACUACACUGAGGGUAAACGGUGUUUGGAGAGAACGAAAUCGUGAUUAUCUGAUUAUGGUAUGUUGACAGCCAAGGAGCGCAUGUCUGUGAAUAUUUUAUCUAACAAAACCAGAGAAGAGGAACUCACCUUGUAUUCAAACAUGGGAGGUCAGAUAACAAGACAUACCUUGUACGAUUCUCUGGGUGGCCCCUUCCCCACCACAUCCCACCGCUAUCACCAUAAGCCCACCAAGCAAUGUCUGCCCGUCCUGCAGUGUGGGAGCAGCCUGUCCUCUUUUCCCCUGCUCUUCCACCCCAGUGCCAAGGGCUCCCAGAUCAUCAUGGACGUGGCCCAGAGGACCGUCAAGAGGCAGGCCAGCUUCUGCAAUGCCAUCACCUUCAGCAACCGGUCCAUUGCCCUGUACGAGCAGGUCCGCCUCAAGAUCACUAAGAAGCAGUGCUGCUGGAGCGGAGCCCUGCGUCUGGGCUUCACCUCCAAGGACCCGUCCCGCAUCAACCCAGACAACCUGCCCAAGUAUGCCUGCCCAGAUCUGGUCUCCCAGAAUGGCUUCUGGGCCAAGGCCCUGCCCGAGGAGCUGUCCAAUGAGGGUAAUGUCAUCUCCUUCUGGGUGGACAAGAAGGGUCGUGUGUUUUACCGCAUCAAUGGCUCCAGCCCCAUGCUGUUCUUCAGCGGGGUCCAUGCCUCCGAGACACUCUGGGCUCUCAUAGAUGUCUACGGACUGACACGAGGGGUCCAGCUACUGGACAGUGAGAUGGUGCCUCUAGAAUGCCUGCGUCCUCGCUCCUUCACCACCGCCCACAGAGCAUCGCUACGGCGGGACCCAGAUGACCUUUCUAUUAGCCUGUGUGACCUCAGCCUCCAGCAGCAGGAGCAGGAAGAAGAGGAGCGCCUUCACCCCCUCAGCUCCACCUCUUGUUCCAUCCCCCAGAACUCCCUCAACUCCCAGCAGUGCUCCCUGCUCCCCUCGCUCCUCGACAGCGAUCUCCACUUCCACCCGCUCCGAGGUGCCCACAUCAAGGCCCUCGAUGAGCACACGGUGUCCCGGGGCGUGGAGCAUCGCAGCGGUGAUGAGAGGACCUUGGUGUUCACCAGCCGGCCCCUGCGUUGCGGAGAGAGCGUGUUCGUGAAAGUGACUAAGACGGGUGCCACACGUCUCGGUUCACUCUCCUAUGGCGUGACGUCGUGCGACCCGGCUUGGCUUCGUCCGAGUGACCUACCAUACAGCCCGGAGUCCCUGGUCGACCGCAAGGAAUUCUGGGCGGUGUGUCGGGUGGGGGCACCCCUGCAGAGUGGUGACAUCCUGGGUUUCGUGGUGAACGUGGAGGGGGAGGUGUUUCUGAGCCACAAUGGAAUCAACGCAGGGAUGCAGGUGUGUGUGGACAACUCCAGACCUCUGUGGAUGUUCUUCGGUCUGCAUGGAGCCGUCACACAACUCAAGAUCCUAGGCUCGUCUCUGAAUGCAGACCCUCGGGGACUGUCAAUUCCCAGCUCCCCCAACACCCCCACUCUGCGUUGCAGCGUCAGCUCCGAGCCCAACUUCAACUCCAACCUGAACAUCAACCUCAACACCAGCCUCAACGCCAGCAACCCACCAGCCUUCAGCAGCUCCACAGGUACGAGCCCCAGCUCGCCAUUCUCCAGCCACUCGGAAUCCCCCACCUUCCCAUCAUGCUCUGGCUCGUGGAGUGACGAGUGCACCAUCUGCUAUGAGAACGUGGUGGACACGGUGCUGUACGCCUGUGGUCACAUGUGUCUCUGCUACGCCUGUGGCCUCAAACUGAAGAAGAUGGCCAAUGCCAGCUGCCCGAUCUGCAGGAGGACAAUCAAAGACAUUAUAAAGACCUACCGGAGCACGUAGGAUCUGCCUGGCUGUGUAACAUCAAGGCUCAUUCAUCAAAGAAACCAUUGAGACGUAUUGGAGCAUGUACGUUUGGCCUGACUGUCUCAAUAUUGCUCAGCAACAUUAUGAGAUUCAGCAUCAUGCAGUUGGACCAUCAAAGAUAUCAGAAAAACAUGUUGGGAUAUGAAUACAUUGUAAAGAUUAACAGGAAGAGGUAAUGCUGGCCUCCAGUGUGUCACUGUGGCCCAGCUACUGGAUUGGGUUCAUUCACCAUGGAGCUGGACUUAACCAGGAGGGAUCUGGCUCACUCUCUGCAGAACAAUCAUCAUUCAUUACACUGAUGAUAUCAUUGCUACUAGGAUGUUUCAGAGACAUGAAUCUCUCCAGAGCCUUGAAGGCAGCAAGGGGAAUUAUCUAUCUAUGGUUUUAUCAGGACCUAUCAUUCAGAAUGUUGCAGUUAUAAAUGUAUUGUACAGCACAGACAUUCAAUAUCAUGAAAGAUGGAGAAUUGUGUCUGUUAGGGCUGUGACAGUCAUUGAAUUUUGGAUAACGGUAUUUGGCCAGCCAAAUGACCGCGGUCACCAUAAUGACAAAUUUAGACUGACAUUUUAUCCACCGCCCAUGAUUGCAUGUGCUCUCACAUAAUUGAAUGAAUUGAACGGGCUUCGCCAUUCAUGUCAGUGAUGACAUAAUAGGUGGACGGGCAGCCAUUGUGAGUGUACCAAUAGGAGCAAAGCAGGAAGUAAAAUAUGUGCUGUGAUUUGUUGAUUCAACUGAACUGACAUUACAUGAGCCACAUCAGUUAACAUAAUUUAAAUGAACAUUCUGCAUUACCAUGAAAAUUAUUGCAUCCCAAUACCAGGCAGUCAUUGCGAGUAGUGUACCCAUGAGUUCACCAGUCAAAUUGCCAGGGUUUAAGGUUACAAGCCCAUUAUAUUCCUUCUAUGUCUAUGUGUCCUGCUGCUGCAUUGUGGGGGGUGUUGCCUAGGCAACCAAAGACUAAUUUGCUUGUUUCAGCAAGUUGUUAAGAGUCCACGUUACAUCCGAAACGGACUCAACCGCAUGAAUGCCCUUCCGUCCCAUUUUCAGUCAGCAGUUCGUUAUGACAGUUAUUUUAUUUUCAUAACGGUCUUCAUACAUAUCUGUCAGUUAUACAGUAAUUGUGGCAGCCCAAGUGUCUGUACAAUUCAUUUCCAUCUGUGACACUCUGAAUGUUCCGCCUGGUUGAAUAAUAAUGUUACCCUUUGGACAAGUGACUCAUGAAUGAAGAGGACAUGCAGUUUUUAGUUUGUUUGGUUGGAGAAGAAAGUGAAAGAUAUUGCCAUGACUAAGGGAUGGUGUAAUCAGAGGAAGUAUUUUACCCGUGAAAAGUAAGGAAUAUAGUAAUUAGCUGUGUGCCUAUGUUGCAUGAAUAAUCCCUUACAUGCAAUUCUCUACCCAGUCUCAAAGACACUGUAGGGAAGAUCACAUGCAGGCAAAAAUGUGAGAAUACAGUCAGCUGGUCACCAUAGAAUGUUAUAGAUUCAAGAUGGAUAUAAAUCUAUGUGGAUAGAGCAGGGGUGUCAAACUCAUUUUGCCCCGCGGGCCGCAUUCGGUUUUCAACAAGGUCCGGAUGGCUCCACUGAAAAUGUGUUAUUUCCUUACCAUCUUUUGGAAUUUUCAAUGCUCCUUGACUGUCUAGCUUUAAUUUAGAUGAUUAUUAGCGAACUGGACACAGUAAAAAAAACAACUGUAUGAAUGUAGAUUCAUUAUCAUUUAUACACAGUUUCUAUUUGUUAUAUUGAGUUUGUCCUGUCCAUCUGUCCCCCCCUCCCCCAACAUGUUUUGUUACUCAAACAACCUGCGGGCUGGAUUGGAUCCCCCAUGGGCUGUAUGUUUGACAUCCCUGGGAUAGAGGAUGUUCUGUGUAUAGUGAGGGAGACGUGACCAUAGACUUCGUUACACAGUGUAGGGGCACUUUGGUCCUGUAUGUGUGUGUCUGCACAAUGUUCAGUGCACAGAAACCCUUAGCAAAGACGCAUCAUAUAUACGCAACAUAUAUCAAAGCUCUAACUGUCUGAAGGGUCGUAAAAUGCUGACUCUAUUGUAUACAGCCAUCUUCCUGACUAUCUUCUAACUAUCUCUGGUUAAUUAUUGUGCCAUUUCCUGGGUGUAUUGGAAGUAAUCGCAGGUUGAAGUUUAUUGGGAUGAGUCUUGUCCAUCAGGCAGAACUAAGCGAUUUCCACUAGAUGGGAAAACUCCAAAGUCAAAAUGGGCUAUACUGUAAAAAUUCAUGAACACAAAACUGUGACCCACCACCUUGUAAAAAAAUUGUGUUUUUUACAUUGGUAGAGACUCAGAGCUAAAAAGGUUUUAUAUCAUACACUGCAGUUGAGGAACAAUGGGAAAGUAAUUGUGCUUUGAAAGUCGAUGAACUUGUAUCCCCACUUUUGAGAAAAUAGCCUUAGAUUAUUUUGGUACACCUACUGGAGAGCUCUUCUAUGUCUACACCCAUUCAGCAUCAUUCACACACUCCUAAGCCUUAGCCCCACCCAUCUCU